Molecule: messenger RNA, 1767 nt
Organism: Huiozyma naganishii CBS 8797
Lineage: Eukaryota; Fungi; Ascomycota; Saccharomycetes; Saccharomycetales; Saccharomycetaceae
Gene: DIP5
Product: dicarboxylic amino acid permease
Exons: 1
Coding region: 1-1767 (588 amino acids)
Biological process (GO): amino acid transmembrane transport
Cellular component (GO): membrane
Molecular function (GO): amino acid transmembrane transporter activity
Source: RefSeq, a predicted model, not a curated record
AUGGGUCUAGGUGUUUUCAAAACGGGACAGGGAUCCUCAAUUGUUCCUAGUUUCUCUAACCACUCCGAUAACAUCGACAACAAAAAGGAACCUUUCCAAAUUGACAUCGAAAAGGAGAGUACAGAAUCUGUGGCCCUAGAUGACACCAACGAACAGUUCGAUGGGAAAUGUUCCGAUCAAAGGUUGAAAAAAGAUUUAAAGGCCCGCCAUGUUUCUAUGAUCGCCAUCGGUGGUUCUCUCGGGACAGGUCUUCUUAUUGGUACGGGGAACUCGCUUGCAGUCGCCGGUCCAGUCUCAAUGCUAAUCUCUUAUUCAUUUGUCGGUGUGUUGGUUUUCUUUGUGAUGUCCUGCAUUGGUGAAAUGGCAGCAUAUAUCCCACUGGAUGGGUUCACCAGUUACGCUUCAAGGUAUUGCGACCCAGCGUUAGGUUUCGCAGUUGGUUAUGCUUACCUCGUCAAAUACUUCAUUCUGCCACCAAAUCAGUUAACCGCCGCGGCACUAGUAAUUCAAUACUGGAUCCCAAGAGAAAAAGUGAAUCCAGGUGUUUGGAUCACAAUUGUCUUGGUCGUCAUUGUCGUGAUCAACACUUUCGGUGUCAAAUUUUUCGGUGAAUUCGAAUUUUGGUUGUCCAGUUUUAAAGUUAUAGUCAUGCUGGGUUUAAUCAUAUUGAUGUUCAUCAUCAUGCUUGGUGGUACCCCAACUCACGACAGAUUAGGCUUCAGGUACUGGAAACACCCGGGUGCAUUCAAAGAAUACUCAAAAUCCAUUCAUGGGGACAUCGGUAGGUUUGUUUCAUUCGUGUCAUGCUUCGUUUAUGGGCUGUUCUGUUACCUCGGGAUCGAAUUGACAGGGAUCGUUGCCGCAGAGGCCGAAAACCCUAGGAAAAACAUUCCAAAGGCCAUCAAAUUGACCAUGUGGCGUAUUAUUAUCUUUUACAUCAUCACAAUUUUCCUGCUAGGUAUGUGUGUCUCAUCAAACGAUCCUCUACUGUUGGAGGCUAAGACAAAAAGUACCUCCGCUGCUGCUUCACCUUUCGUCGUCGCCAUUGUCAACUCAGGAAUCGAAGCUUUACCUCAUAUUUUCAACGCUUGUGUUCUGAUGUUCGUUUUCAGUGCGUGUAAUUCGGACUUGUACGUUGCCUCAAGAAACCUGUACAGUUUGGCCAUUGAUAACAAAGCACCAAAAAUAUUUGCAAAGACAAACCGUUUUGGUAUCCCCUAUAACUCAUUAGGUGUUGCCGUGCUUUUCUGCUUACUUGCUUACAUGAGUGUAUCUUCUGGUUCCGCUAAAAUUUUCAACUAUUUUGUUAACGUUGUUUCCAUCACAGGUGUUCUUACAUGGAUUUCCAUCUUGAUCACCUACAUUUGUUUCGACAGGGCUGUGAGGGCGCAAGGCAUUGACAAAUCCACAUUUGCCUACGUUGCCCCCUUACAACCAUAUGGUGCUUACUUCUCCCUAUUCUUCUGCUGUUUGCUAGCUCUAAUCAAAAAUUUCACCGUCUUUCUAAAUCAUAAAUUCGAUUACCGAAACUUCAUCACGGGUUAUAUUGGGCUUCCCUUAUUUUUCAUCUGCUACUUCGGCUACAAAUUCGUAAAGAAGACCAAGAUUCGCAAACCUGAAGAAGUGGACUUGUUUAGUUUCAAAGCUGCCAUUGACCAGGAAGAAGAAGAUGGCAGAAUAAAGGACGCAGCAACCGCAGAGAGAAUUAAGAAGAACGGUAAAAACUGGGAAUGGUUUUAUGAAACAUAUCUGGGAAAAAUCUUCUAG